Molecule: messenger RNA, 2157 nt
Organism: Capronia coronata CBS 617.96
Lineage: Eukaryota; Fungi; Ascomycota; Eurotiomycetes; Chaetothyriales; Herpotrichiellaceae
Exons: 1
Coding region: 1-2157 (718 amino acids)
Biological process (GO): regulation of DNA-templated transcription; DNA-templated transcription
Molecular function (GO): DNA binding; DNA-binding transcription factor activity, RNA polymerase II-specific; zinc ion binding
Source: RefSeq, a predicted model, not a curated record
AUGCCAAAUGGCGUCGGUGGCACUCUCUCUGCGCGGAAAAGAGCAUUCAAGGCGUGCCAGAGAUGCAACAGCCGCAAGGUGAAAUGUGACGCCGCGCGGACAGGUCUGCCGUGCACCAGAUGCCGCGUCGACGGCGUCGAAGGAUGCGCCUUCAUCACCUCUCGCCGAGGUACCUAUGAUCGCGGGCGGUCGCAAUCAAACGCUCCUACAGGCGACUCAUCCAUGAGUCACCCUGCAGACGAUCCUAUCACUGGGGAGUCUCCAGCCGCAGAAGACAGACCUAGCACUUCGGCAGCAUCUGAGCCAGAUCCUGCUUCGGCUCUGGCCUCAGUCAUUCCGUCCUCGGGUCAGGGUCAAGAUAGUACUCGGUCACAGGGCAUUGGGGAACCGGAAGAGGCCAGGAGCAAUUCUCUCGCCUUGAUGUUCGAAAACUUCCUGAGACAGCAAGGUCGUGAUGCGGAAGGACUUGUGGGCAAACACGGCUUCGUCCUGUUGGGAGACUCCUCUCCACUGACGUUUGCCCUGAAAGAAUUCAUGCCUGAAAAGCGAGAUGGAAUCCGCUCAGAACAACGAGCGAUGGGCGACGGCGAGGUAGCGAGGUCUCACGAACGGUCCGCCCACCCGUCACAUUUAUCCCCAGCAGAUAUUGCUUACCUACAGGCCAAGGGGGCCUUCCAUUCACCCAACCCAGAAUGCCUACGUGCUUUGGUCGAUGCUUUCAUCGGCAAGUUCUAUCCCCUGUAUUCGAUUGUGAACAAGGCCGAUUUCCUCGAACAGCAUCGGUCAGGCACGAUCCCCUGGAUCUUGUUGCAUGCAGCAAGUCUGAUUGGUGCCGCUUACUGUGAUCUGACAGUCAUCAAAAGUGCAGGAUUCAAGACCCGCCAAAGCGCACGGCGGUUCUUCUACGAUAAGGCCAAGGUGCUCUAUGAUGUGGGCUACGAGACCAACAGUGUGGUGCUGUUACAAGCCAUUAUAAUACUGACGUUCUGGGGCCCUGACAUGAAGAGUUACUGGAAUCCAUGCUCUUGGGUCGGUGUCGCUGUGACGAUUGCUGAAUCCCUGGGGAUCCAUCGCUCGACCGCCUCCUUGCCAUCUCACCAAGACAAAGGCUUACUGAGGCGAAUGUGGUGGACGAUUGCGGUUCGGGAUGCAUAUUGCGGGACCCUCCUAGGCCGACCUUUCAGAGUUAAUAUGAGCCAUUGCGAUACUCCGAUGUUAACCAUGGAUGAUUUCACCACCGAGCAGGGACAGAAUGUGCUCAUGGAUGAUCGUCGUCUUUCCGCCUUGUAUCAGAUCCAGCUCGCCAAACUAUCCCUCAUCUUGCGCCACAUCACGAACGCGCGUUCCAACCCAGGGUUUUCGUCGACUCCCCAGACUCUGCACGAGAUGCUCGAUCACUGGCGAAGUGACCUGCCAACUGAAAUCAACUGGUCAGACUCGGGACCAUCGACGUCAAUGUUUGCCGAAAGCCUCAAAAUCUUAUUUCACCACCAUGUCAUCUUCAUCUAUCUUGCUCGUCGAGAUAUUUUGUCUCAUGAUGGCACGCCGGGACUAGGUCCAGAAGCCGCGACCUGUGAAAUAGCGGAGUCCGCUGCCCAGACGAUCUCGUCAACAGCCCUUUACCUUAUGACGAAGUCAAUGGUUCAUUCUAUGCCACAAGAAGUGUUUCCGGCCUUCUUCGUCGCAGGAAUCGUCUUUUACAGAUUUAUCCGCAGAUCAUCACCUCUCAUCGCACAAUUAGGCCAAGCAGCCCUUGACAAUUGUCAGAUUGUCUUGAACGAAGUUCGAGAUUGUUGGGACCCUGCGUUCUGGGGCCUGCAAAUUUUCGAAUUUCUCCAAGCCGGGAUCAAAAAGAACAAGGCGUCCGAUGAGGCGACCGCCACCGCUGAAUCCCCGACUAGCCAGUCUGCCAUGGAAGGGCUCGUGAACAACCAAAGAGUUGAGAACAUUAUGUCAACUCCAGAAUACUACGCGCUGCAGAAUACAUUCGAAAUGGGCUCGGCUAUCCACAAUUUUCAGAAUGCUGCUCAACAGAGACAGCUUGACAUGACUUUGCAGACGCAACUAUAUGACCGCUUUUUGGAUCCGGACAAUUACUUUCUGAUGCCAACCUCUCUCGGAACAUCAGAAUACACAUUGGACCCAUCUCAAUGGUGA